GGGAGAGGGAAGGCUGGUGGCUUAAGAUGGCGGAGGGAGACAGCGGGAGUGAGCGAGGUGGCGGGGGCGGCGGCGGAGGAGGAGGAGGCGGCCUCCUGCAGCAGCAACAGCAGCAGGAGACCCAGGAGCUGGCCUCCAAGCGGGUGGACAUCCAGAACAAGCGCUUCUACCUGGACGUGAAGCAGAACGCUAAGGGCCGCUUCAUCAAGAUCGCCGAGGUGGGCGCGGGAGGCAACAAGAGCCGGCUGACGCUGUCCAUGGCGGUGGCGGCCGAGUUCCGCGACUACCUCGGGGAUUUCAUCGAGCACUACGCGCAGCUCGGGCCCUCGGACACGGACUCGGGCGCCGGCCUGGGCUCGGACGAGCCACGCCGCGCUCUCAAGAGCGAGUUCCUGGUGCGGGAGAACCGCAAGUACUACAUGGACCUGAAGGAGAACCAGCGGGGCCGCUUCCUGCGCAUCCGCCAGACCUUAAAUCGAGGCCCCGGCUUGGGGGGGACUCAAGGCCAGACCAUUGCUCUGCCGGCCCAAGGCCUCAUCGAGUUCAGGGACGCGCUGGCUAAGCUGAUCGACGACUACGGCGUGGACGACGAACCGUGCGGCCAGGCCGAGCUGCCCGAGGGCACGUCCAUCACGGUGGACAGCAAGCGCUUCUUCUUCGACGUGGGUUCCAACAAGUACGGCGUGUUCAUGCGGGUGAGCGAGGUGAAGCCCUCGUACAGAAACUCCAUCACCAUCCCCUACAAAGCCUGGUCCAAGUUCGGCAGCGCCUUCAGUAAGUACGCCGAGGAGAUGAAGGAGAUCCAGGACAAACACCGGGACAAAAUGCUCUUCGAGAGGCGAGCUGACGAGUCCGAUGGGGAGGAUGUGGACGACGAUUGAAGCUUUUGAGUAAGAAGAAGAAGAAACAAAAAAACAUGAAAAUAAGAGCAAAUUGUGUUGAUUGAGAAGAAAGAAGUUUUUAAAAAUGUUUUAAAUUGGUGUUGUGACGAUUGCAAAGAAAGACGUUUAAAAAAAUCUUUAAAAAGAACAAAUUGGAUCGAUUGCGAAGAAGAUUUACAUAAUAAAACCUCGAGAAAAAGUUUUGAAUAGUAUUUUUUGGGAAACGCAGUUACAUAAGUGAAAAUGCAUCUUUUAAGGUGGAGGAAAAACUUGUAUUAAGUAUGCAAGCAUAUUCGUGAAAGGAACGAAACUGGGGCGAGUUCUCCGAGAUGCUGGAUGAACGAUUCAUUGCAAAAUACACACUGUUAUUUGUGGAAAAGCGUCGUAUCACUGAACCAUCAGCAAUUCAGAAAAAAAAAAGAUUUGUUGGCGUAACCAAAAGUUUUAAAGGAAGAGAAAGAAGCUACAAAGUAUGACCUCAGCCUGGAGAAAAAAUGAUUUAGAGAGCCACCAUCAAGUCACUGAAGCCAGCAACACUUCAAAGUUCUUUUCAUAUAUUAAAAAGUUCUUAUGGAAGUUUUUUUAAUUAUUUUAAAUACUGGACAAUCAAGAGUCAUUUUUAAAAUUUGUUUUCAUUCUGAAUAUUUCAAAUAUAUUUGAUAAAACUGU
This is a messenger RNA of Pristis pectinata (smalltooth sawfish), 1550 nucleotides long. RefSeq names its product transcriptional activator protein Pur-beta-like. Gene Ontology annotation, biological process: regulation of transcription by RNA polymerase II. The record is from RefSeq and is a predicted model, not a curated record. Lineage: Eukaryota; Metazoa; Chordata; Chondrichthyes; Rhinopristiformes; Pristidae. The transcript has a single exon. Gene Ontology annotation, cellular component: nucleus. Bases 27 to 881 code for a protein of 284 amino acids. Gene Ontology annotation, molecular function: purine-rich negative regulatory element binding; RNA polymerase II transcription regulatory region sequence-specific DNA binding; DNA-binding transcription factor activity, RNA polymerase II-specific.